Messenger RNA from Porites evermanni, 725 nucleotides. Lineage: Eukaryota; Metazoa; Cnidaria; Anthozoa; Scleractinia; Poritidae. The record is from the annotation of a GenBank genome assembly.
AUGCCUACAAAUGCUAUAUUCUUUCUCGUGAUGUUAUGGCCUAUAACUGCUAAGACCAACUUAUUUCGGCCACACAAGACUUGGAAGUUCGGCAAUCGUCGGCAGCAUGCAAGAAAUCUCGACCUGACAGAUAACAUAUAUUACCUCCCGAAAACUUACAAGGACGAGGAAGCGUUUAAUCACACCAAAUCACUUUCGUUUGAAGACGUUGUUAAAGGGCUACGAGAUAUUGGUAUUUUGGACCUUCCCAAUGUAAGGUAAGCUUAACGAUCAUCAACCGAAAUUUCCUUCAACAUCAGAGAAACCUCGGAUUCCUUGCAGUUUACAAGAAAAAUAGCUUUCGACCAAUGAGCGAGAGCGAAUUUCUUCAGUUAAAGAUAUACAAAUCAAAUUUUUCUGUCCUUCUUUUUAGCGUGAUUCGUAUGUCAAAUUCGACCCAGCCACAGGAUCACGCCUCACCAGCGACUGUACGAUUAGAGAAGAGACAUUGCAGUAACCCAUGCGGGGGAUGCUCUACAGAAACAACAGCGGAAAGGUAUAACCUACAUGGGGUUGCAGGAUUAAAGGUUUGGCCAGUCAAAUGCAAUGUUGCCAUCUGUUUUAACGGUCAAGGAGAAUGUCAGAAGAUAAAACGUCAUUACAAAUUGUUCGGCAAGGUUCAAGGCGACUGGAAGAGCAAAACGAUUGAGGUCGAUGUCGAUUGUGCUUGUACGCGAUCUCCGUAA